Microthlaspi erraticum is the source of this 1269-nucleotide messenger RNA. The record is from the annotation of a GenBank genome assembly. Lineage: Eukaryota; Viridiplantae; Streptophyta; Magnoliopsida; Brassicales; Brassicaceae.
AUGAAGAUUGCAAUUGAAGGGUGUAUGCAUGGAGACCUCGACAUUGUUUACAAAACAAUUCAACAUCAUGAACAGAUUCACAACACCAAAAUCGAUCUCCUCCUCUGCUGCGGCGAUUUCCAGGCUGUGAGAAAUGAGAAAGACAUGGAUAGCCUUAGCGUACCCAACAGGUACAAAGAGAUGAAAUCCUUCUGGAAGUACUACUCCGGCCAAGAAGUUGCCCCAAUUCCCACAAUCUUCAUCGGUGGGAAUCACGAGGCCUCAAACUACUUAUGGGAAUUGUACUAUGGAGGCUGGGCUGCCACCAAUAUCUACUUUCUCGGCUGUGCCGGAGUUGUCAAGUUUGGUAAUCUGCGAAUUGGAGGCCUUUCUGGUAUUUACAAAAAGCAAGAUUACCGCUCAGGACACUACGAGCGGCCGCCAUAUAACGCGAAUACAAUCAGAUCGGUGUAUCAUGUUCGUGAGUAUGAUGUACAGAAGCUGAUGCAGCUUGAAGAGCCGCUUGAUAUAUUUCUCUCACACGAUUGGCCUGUUGGGAUCACUGAUUACGGAGACUCACAAGCACUGAUGAGACAAAAACCGCACUUUGUUCAAGAGAUUGAGACGAGAACUCUUGGAAGUAAACCAGCGGCUCUUCUGCUAGAGAAACUGAAGCCUCGGUACUGGUUUUCAGCUCACUUACACUGCAAAUUUGCUGCUGCUGUUCAACACGGAGACGAUGGCCCUGUGACGAAGUUUCUUGCCCUUGAUAAAUGCAUUCGAGGGAAAAAGUUUCUACAGAUUAUUGACAUCGAAUCAGAGCCUGGUCCGUUUGAGGUCCUAUACGAUGAAGAGUGGUUAGCUAUAACACGGAAGUUUAACUCUGUCUUCCCUCUAACAGGGAGAAACGCAGAUUUCAGGUCUGCUGAAAUGAAUAUACAAGAGAGCCGUGAGUGGGUGAGGAAGAAGCUAGAAGAAAGGCAAUUUAAACCUUUUGAGUUUGUGAGGACGGUCCCUGUAUAUAACCCUUCACAACGUAGCUUUGAUCCCAUACCUGAGAUCCCGCAGAAUCCUCAGACACUGUCUUUGUUAGAGCUCCUUGGCCUCCCAUAUCUCCUUGAUUCAUCACCGAUAACAGGAGAAAGAACCAAGAUCCCUGCUUCGCAGGCUCCAUCAGAUCUUCCGACAUUUGAUAGCGAAGAAAUCCCGAUUGAUGACAUUGAUGAUAUUGAUGAAAUAGAAGAGAUGGCAGAAGCAAAAGCAGAUGAGCAUACGAGAGAGGAGGCAUGA